AUGGAAAGAAAAAGUAACCAAAAUGAUUCUUCUUCCUCAUUUGUUUCUGAACUCUUUGGCACCAAAGAGACACACUCAUCUUCUUCUUCUGGAGUUUUUGGCUCCAUAUUAUCAUCUCCCUCCCCUAAUGAAGUGAGGAACAAAGCUAUCAAGGAGAAAUGGGACUCUAUACUAGGAACACCUGAUGUCAUUUUCAAGGCUUGUGGUGGUGGAUCUCAGAAAAUACAAACUACAGAUAAGAGUUCCAUAUAUCAAGAUCAAAGAACUGAGCCAUGCAAUCUCAGCUCAUCAUUAUCUUAUGGUGGCCAAGAUAUUAUUCAUUACGCUCAAAGUACUCAAAAUUAUGGGAAAAACUUAUUGCCCAAAAGUGUUGCAGAAGAAGAUGAUAUGAGAAUUGCUUCAAGAGGAGAUUGGUGGAAAGGGAGUUUCUAUUAUUAA
Messenger RNA from Vicia faba (fava bean), 438 nucleotides. The record is from the annotation of a GenBank genome assembly. Lineage: Eukaryota; Viridiplantae; Streptophyta; Magnoliopsida; Fabales; Fabaceae.